This is a messenger RNA of Alligator mississippiensis (American alligator), 2537 nucleotides long. RefSeq names its product chromosome 7 C3orf33 homolog (gene MISO1). Bases 77 to 766 code for a protein of 229 amino acids. The transcript has 5 exons. The record is from RefSeq and is a predicted model, not a curated record. Lineage: Eukaryota; Metazoa; Chordata; Crocodylia; Alligatoridae.
UUGGCGGCAGUUUUGCCAGGAGCCUAGAUACCAGCGCGGUGCAGGGUGGUUUGGCUAGGGAUGCUGCUGCCUCCGCAUGCCCCCGCCGACGCCGCCUGUCUCGGCUGUGCAUGAAAUGAUCAGGAACAUCAGUACUGGAAUGGCUGUAGCUGGAAUCAUUUUAUUUGCAAGGAGUAUUAAAUUGACAACUAAAUUUACAAGUGCUUUGGAUAUACCAGUAGAAUUUAUAGAAAAGAAUGUGAAACUACGGGGAAGAUUACGUCACAUAACAGAGAAGGGAUUAGAAGUUGAACAUAUUCCAAUCAGCCUUCCUUUCAUUUCCUCGUUACAGAGAAAAUGGCAAUCAAAUGGCCUUUUGCUGGUCAGACUUGCAGGAGUGGAACUGAUGCCAAGUGGUAUGGUCUGGUUGCAAGAAGAGUUAAAACCAUCACAAAUGAUGUGGUUUCAGCUUCUUGGACGGGAUAAUUUGGUGCUUGAUUGCCUUGUUUCAAUUAAUAAGAGUAGAUUUUUCAGCAUAUGCUUAAAUGAAGAGGUUUUGAAGCAAGGGCUUGGCAAAACGACACGUAUUGAAGGACUGCAUCAUGGCUCUCAACUCUAUUGGAAGCUUCACAAAAGAUUUCUUCGAGCAGAACUAACGGCAGUGAAGAAAAAUAAAGGAAUAUGGAAAGAAAGAAGUAACCUUGAAAAAAUCAGAGAUCAAAUAAGUAGUAAUAAAUUUGUACAGAUGUUAAAACAAUUUGCAGACUGGUUAAGAAGCCAUAUUUAAAAUAUUACAUGGGAAGAACCAGUUGGGAAAAUGCCAGUAGGAUAUUGAUCUAAGUCCGUUUUGUAGGUAUAAAUGCAACACAAAAGCUUAUGAGAGAAAACUUAUUCUCUAUUUUUUGAGGCUUCUUCCUCAAUAAAAAAAACCAAAAUAAUUUCAGUAACUUCACCUGAAAAGACAUUUCUAUAAAGUUUUGUAUAAGAUUAAAGUUCAAUGUAAAGAUAUUUGUUAAAGUGUUUUUUAGGUCAAGAUUAAAAACAACAAACAAAACUUCCUUUAGACUGUUGGGUCAGAUUUUCAAAGGUACUAGACUUCUGCACAGGUGCAAUAGUCUUAGUGGAAUUUGUAGAAGAUUACAAAUACAAGAUAUUACAGAAAUAUUAGUGCAUACUAUACUCCUUAAUUACACAACAGUGAAAUAGAUUUGGAAAAAGAGUCUACCUGAAAAGUGAAAUUUAGUUCUAAGUAACUCUUGACAAUACUACUUUUUGCUUUUUUGCAUUUGUGUUGCACACGAGCAUUUGUCUGAGUCCCGCACAAGAGAACAUAUGCCCAUUUUGUAUUAUUUGUGUAUUUUUUUAAAUAUGUACAUAUUGAAUAACUAGUUAUACUAUAUUGUUAAUAGAAAUGUGAUGACAGCUUUUCUUAAAAAGAAGUAAAAAAGCUUCUACCUCAAGACUUGUAAAAACUUAACUUGGAAGCAGAAUUACGAGCAGAAGUUAGUGUAUCAGUGGACUACUUGUUAAACUGUUUCUUUACUUGUAGCACAGCAGGUUAAACUGUUAGUUACAGCAUUUACAGCUUGUAAAUAAGGAAAGAGAACUAGCUAUCUUUUCUUUCUGUUUCAGUUAUGAAAGCACACACAAUUUUAAUUUAGCUGCUCAACUAUCUCAUCACUCAAAUAAGAUUUUGAAACUCAAGUUUAAAAGGUCAGAGUAUAAAAAUGCCUUAAAUUGAAAAUUCCUGAUCUAUAUCUAUAGACUUUAAAAAAAAAUACAAUAUAUUGAAAGUGUAUGUUAAGUAUAUCACUGAAGGUAUCAUAACUGUAUUUGUAAAUAUGUCGGAAUGAAGUUUUGGGUAUAGUGUUAUGAUUAUUGUUUUACACUCAAGUUCAUAGGUCUGUGUUCAUCCAUGAUAUUAAAUAACAUACAAUAAGCUUCUUAUUCUUCUCCAUUCUUACAUUUAACUACAAUUUCUUUAAACUUGAGAUUUGUUUUGUUAACAUGUUGCUAUUCCAAAUAAUAAAUAUUUAAAUUAAAACAUUAAACUCUUUCCUUCCUUACCUUUCCAUGUGGUUUCUUGCUAUUCAAAUAUUGGGAAUGAGUAGUAUAAAUGCUAGUUAGCUAGCUAAGCUUUAUUCCUCUUAAACUUGGCUGCUAUCAUGCCAUCCUUUUCCCCUGGCUAGAAAGCAGUUACAGCUUUAAAGCUGCUGAAGAAGCAUCCUGUGGUAGCUUCAAUAAUUAGCUAGCAAUUUCUACAGAAGGCUUAAAUAUGGGGGGAAAGUAAGGUAUAGCCAAAAAAUCCCCACCAUUUUUUCUUUCAAUAUUUAGCAUAUGUGAGAUUUUUAUGAUCCUGAUUAUUAGUUUUCCUUUGUCUAGAACUGGCAAACUAGUGUUAGCAUAGGAUACAUUCUGUUUCAGAGCAGGAUAGGCUGGUAAUUCCAGGAUAUAUAUAGAGAAAAAAAAGACCCAACUUUUUCUUUAAAUCUUGUUAUUUUAGCUGUUACUUGAAAUGUGGCAUGUUCAUGUAAAAUAAAAGAUUGCAGUAUACCUGA